Dromiciops gliroides (monito del monte) is the source of this 931-nucleotide messenger RNA. RefSeq names its product selenoprotein W (gene SELENOW). Gene Ontology annotation, biological process: response to selenium ion. Gene Ontology annotation, cellular component: cytosol. The transcript has 6 exons. The record is from RefSeq and is a predicted model, not a curated record. Lineage: Eukaryota; Metazoa; Chordata; Mammalia; Microbiotheria; Microbiotheriidae.
GCUAUGUAACUGUUGCUGACCGCAGCGUUCUAAUUUGGAACGCGGGCGGCGCCAACGUUCUGUCCUACUGCAGCAGUCUAGCGGGUCCGGAACAAAGCGGGGGCUCCAGCCAUGGCGGUACAAGUCCAUGUGGUUUACUGUGGUGCCUGAGGUUACAAGCCCAAGUAUCUGUUACUGAAGAAGAAGCUGGAGGAUGAAUUCCCCGGCCUCCUGACCGUCAAUGGUGAAGGCACCCGGGAGGUCACCGGUUUCUUUGAAGUAACAGUUGCUGGGAAACUUGUCCAUUCCAAGAAGGCUGGACAUGGCUUCGUGGACUCUCCGGACAAAUACCAGUGUAUAGUGGCAGAGAUCAAGGCUGUCCUGAGUUAGAGGGUCCUGAAGAUGGAGCCCAGGGGCCUCGUCCCCAUCCCUGCCCACGGCUGCUUUAUGAUGGGAAGGAUUGAAAUGUCCUCUGGAUUCCUGGUUCUUCCCUGAAAUCCUUGCACCUGUUGGGCAGGGGCUGAGAAUGAUGCCCCUGGAUCCUGCACAGAGAGGGAGUGCUUGUGCGUGUCCCUGUCCGGCCAUCUGCCCCUCCCCUCAUCCUGCAUCUCACCUGGCCUGUGGGUCUGGCAGAUUCCUCCUACUUUCUGCCCCAACCCAACCCCGAUGCUGCCUCCCCCAUUGAGGUCUCCCUUCGUUAGCCCCUCCUGGGUCCUCAGACAUCUCUUCUGUAAAAUGAAGGGGUCUCACUGUGUGACCCUGGACAAGUCACUUAACCCUCAUUGCCCUGCAAAAAAAAAAAAGGUGUCUCAGCCUCAGAGUCUUCUCCACCUUGGCUAACGAUGGGGGGAGGCUCCCACCUGGCCUGGUGUGGCCCCGGGAGGUCCAUGGAAACCCAGGAAACAGCAUUUAUCACAACGGUUAAUUAAUAAAUAGAAAAAAUUAAAUUUUG